Messenger RNA from Astrephomene gubernaculifera, 7854 nucleotides. The record is from the annotation of a GenBank genome assembly. NCBI's taxonomy places the organism in Eukaryota, Viridiplantae, Chlorophyta, Chlorophyceae, Chlamydomonadales, Astrephomenaceae.
GUGCGAUACCAGCCCAUACUCCGUAUCGUGCGUUACAAGGAUUUACUCUUUGACCUCUUAUCCUAGCGUACCGUUACACUUUUCAGUAUGAGAUAGAAUCAUGGGCAGCAGCUGUAGUAAGCAACAAACCGUUGUCAACGUGUCCUUAAUCUCGGAUGGCCGCGUUCCGCAUUCGCAAGCGGUCGGUCAAGCUAAUGCCGACCCAGCGAACCUCCGACGCGCGGCGAAAGUUGGCGAUAGUGCCGAGUUGGAAAGGCUAUUAAAGCGCUUGCAGACGAAUGACAUUCGAGGUGGAGCGAAGAAGAACGAAGGAGUACCCGAGGAGGAAGGCCACACCGCCCUGCAUUUCGCCGCGACCCGCGGGUCACUGCCAUGUGUGGAGCUGCUGUUGCUGUACGGCGCUGACAUCAACAGCCGGGGCGCUGGGGGCGUCACACCCCUGCAUUGCGCACUCCAGGCCGGUCGGCGGCUAGUGGUUACACUUCUGCUGGUUCAUGGGGCCGAUGUGAAUGCGCAAGAUGACUCCGGAACCACUCCGCUGCUGUCUGUAAUGCUUGCGGGCCGCAAGCGCCUGGCCACCUGGUUUUUGGACCUAAGGCUCCCAUCGCAAAAGGGCGCUAAAAGCACAGCGACGGAUGAGACAGCAGCAGCAGCAUCAAGAAGCGGAAGAGCAGGAGGGUCCUUCGAAGGGCCAACCGGGGGAGUGACAGCAGGGGCAACAGCAGAAGCAACAUGCGCCCUAAGUGGCACUAGUCUUGCUGCUACGCCAGCAGCACUAGCAAACGCUGCCGCAACUGCAGCAACGGUAAUCGAUGUGGGCCUUACGGAUUGUACGGGAGUGGGUCCUUGUACGGCAGCAGCUCGGUACGGCUGGUGGGAUCUUUUGGAGCAGCUGGUCGAACGAGCACGAGAUUCGCAAACGGCCCUUAACAUCCGCAGCGAGGACGGCGAGACGCCGCUGGGCUGGGCGCUGCAGUACGGCGCUGCGGGGCUGCUAGCGGGGCCGCCGCUGCAGGGCCUGGUGGAGGGGCUGCUGGGGAGGGGGGCGGCGUGGGGGCUGCAGGUGUUUGAGCAGCAGAUCCCUCCGCUCUGUCUGGCUGCUGCCACGGGCGACCCCUCGCUGGUGCGCUGCCUGCUGCGCCUGCCGGGCGCCUCGCUGGACCCGCUGACCUGCCGGGACAAGCUGGGCCGCAACCCGCUCCACUACGCGGCAGCCAAAGGUCAUGCGCCGCUCUGCUCACUGCUCAUCGACUGGGGCCGGCCCACCCUCCAGCCGCACUACCGCGAUGUGGGAGGUAACACGCCGCUGCACCUGGCGGCGGCGCGGGGACACGGGGAGGCGGUGGGGAUGCUGCUGGAGAGGGCGGCUAACCCGGGGAAAGUCAUCCUGGCCCCCAACCAGGCGGGUGUGUCCACCUACCAUCUGGUGCUGGGAGCGGGGCCGGGGCAGCAGGCGGAGCAGGACGCACUAUGGGUGCUGGACCGCAUAGCGCCCCAGGACGCAGCUAAACACGUCAUGCAACAGCAGCGGAUGGUGGAGACGCCGCUGCUGCUAGCGGUUCGGAGCCACAUGGCUGGGGUGGUGGAGAGGCUGCUGGACCUGGGACACGACCCCAACCAGGCCAACCACCGAGGGGACAGUCCGCUAGCACGCUGCCUGCGCGGCGCCUCCCCCGCCACCGCAGCAGCGGAUGCGGCCAUCUGCCGCAUGCUGCUGGAGAGGGGGGCGGUACUGCAGCAAAGCGGAUCCUCCCAUCCGCUCAUGUCAAUAUGCCGUACACCGCUUUCCGGCUUUGCCAAUGAGGUCGUGGCAGCCCUGACGGCAGCGCCACGUGGGGUGUACGGCAACAGCUGCGGCAGCGGAGGCUGUGUCGUACCCGCGCUGCAGUGGGAUCGUUGUACGGAUGGAUCCAAGGCCGCGAGGGGGCCGCUCCAUGUGGCGGCGCUGUACGACAAUGCCUUCAUGAUCCACUACUUGGUGGAAACUGUCAAGAUGGAGGUCGACGUGCGCAGCGGCGAGGGCCUCACGCCCCUCAUGUACGCAGCCUGGGCCUGCAGCCUCAACGCAAUCAAAGCGCUUCUCAACCGCGGCGCCGACCCACGGGUCACCGACCCGGCGGGUCACUCCGUAUUGAGCUACUGCCUGCGUUUGGACCGCCCUGAAAGCCUGUCCUGCGCUGCAGCCCUGGUGGCCAUGGGCGCGGCUCCUGAGCCCUGUGUGGACGUGCGAGGAGAGGGAUUGCUACACCGAGCUGUGAGAUACGGCACCUCGGGUUUCAUUCGGUUGUGGGCUCACUACGGCGGCGACAUGUGUCAGUUGGUCACAACCGACCCAACCGCUAACGACGCGCCGGAAGAACCACCACCGCACCUACUCGACCCGGAUUCGGUUUUAGCCAAACACAAGAACACAGCCGACGCAAGCGCCGAGGCUUCGGCGGCGGCAGUGACAGCGGCGGCUGCUGCAUACACAGCAACGGAGGUGGCGGCAACGGCGGCGGUGGCGGCGGCGAUCGGUAUUGGCUCCCCGCAGCUGCUCACGCCUGACGUAACGGGAUCCCGUUGGGCAGGAGAUUAUAUGGACCGAGUACCUUGCCCCCUGGAGGUGGAGGAGGAGUUUGAGGACGAGCGAGCCGCGAGGGAGGCUGCGGCGGCGGCGGAGGUUGAGAAGGCGGCAGCUGCAGCAGUGGCAGCGGCAGCCGCCACUACUGCGACUACUGCUGCCCCUGCUGCCCCUGCUGCCCCUGCUGCCCCUGCUGCCCCUGCUGGCACACGCGCACUUGCUGGAACCGGUAGCUCCCCCCCACUGCAGCUGCAGCCUUCUGUCAGCACAGCGCCAGUACUUGGAGGCGUCGGCGCCGGCGGCGGCGGCGGCGGCGGAGGAUCAGCAUCGGCAGCAGCAGCAGCAGCAGCAGCAGCCGAGCAGCGUCCUCCGCAGGCGACACUCGGCAAGCUGCCCUCGCUGGCUCGUGUCAGGACGCAAGCGCUCAUGCGCGCGCAUUCCGACGCCCAAGACGCGCUGCUGCUGGGCCCUAUUCGAGCCCUAGUCCGAGAACGAGCCCAGGAGAUUGAGGCGACGCUUCCCAGCAGCGGCCGGGCGGGCUCCCUCGCCCCCUUGGCACACAUCCCUCCCGGCAUGUUACCAACGUUGUCUAGCAGGGCGCCGUCUAUGUCAAUGACGACGACGGCAGCACCCAGGUUGGCCGGGUUGGUGGAUCCAGCGAGGGCGCAGCAGCCGAUCGUGUUGGCGCCGAUCGUUCCCCUGCCGCGGCCGUCGGUGCUGACGUCGGCGUCGUUGCCUGCUAGGAAGGGCGGAAGGGAGGAGGUGGUGAGGCAGGAGGUGGACAGAGGGGGUGACGUGCAGCAGAGGCAAUACGGGCGGGUUGGGAAGCUUCAGGCAGCUGCGGGGUCGGAGAUUGAGCCGGCGGAGGAGGUCGCUGCGGGGGGCCCUGUGGCUGAGGCUCGGGAGGAGGAGGUAACGGGCAGCAGCGAUGGUGGCUGCGGCAGCGGCAGUGGCAGCGGUGGCGGUAGCAGCGGUUGUGAUGCGGAUGGCAGUGACGGUGGUAGUGGUAACGCUUGCUGCAGUGACAGCGACACCGUGGAUUCGACAUCAGGGGAGGGAGAUGAUGGAAGCAUUAGUGCGGAUCCGUACUUCCGCACAAGCAACCGCUACAAGGGCUUUCCACGGUACAUGGACGAGCAACUGGUUGACGUGGAGCCCGCCUCGCAGUCCGAGCUGCUGUCGCUGGCUGACGAGCUGUCGGGGCGGCUACGACGCUACUGGCCGCCUGCGGAGCGAGAUGAGGAGCUGCUGCGGGGGGCGGACCUGCGGGAGAGGAACCUCAAGUUCUUCCACCUGAGCCUCACCCCCGCGGAGUACCCCCUCCGACCCGGCCAGUGGAGAGCUUCCGAGGCCAGGGCUAGACUGGCCGUACAGGCAGCCCGGCUUCAGGACCCAAGCGACCCAUGGGUCAUCACCACAGACAGCAAGGCUGCUUCACUGGGAGGGGCCGUUGGUACUUCUUCCCGCAAGAAUGUGGCAGCUGAUGCUCCCUCCUCGGAGCUCCUGCCCAUGCCCAUCAGGCCCGAACUUUGCUCUUGUAGCGCCCUGGUCUACGCCGUUCGUCUGGCCCGCACCUCCUGUGUCGCCGCACUCCUCUCAUCCUGCCUCGCGCCCCUACUCAACCUCCCAGACGGCUGGGGCCUGCCCCCCGUAGCCUACGCAGCCUUUAUGACCGCUCGGGACCACUUCAGCCGCCGUAGCAGUGGCAGCAGCAGCAGUAACAGCGGCAGUGGCGGCUGUAGCAUCCGGCUGGCUCACGUGUACGACAUGUUGCUUGAGAAGCUGCCGCAGGUGAACUUCCUGGCUGCACCGCUCCCUGACCUUGCGCCUGUCGGACCGACAGCAGCGGAGGCGGCGGCGGCGGCAGCGGAGGCGGCGGCAACUGUGUCAGCAGGACCGGCUGCCGCAGCAGUAGCAAGACAGCAGCAGCAGCAGCAGCAGCCAGCCCCCCAGCCGCCGCUGCUGAGUCCGGUUGCGCUGGCGGCGGUGUGUGGGGACGCCGCCCGCCUGGCCCAUUUGGUGCUCAGAUGCGGGGCGGACAUACACAACUGCUGGACGCCUCUGCCGUACAUCCCCGCCUACCUGUACGGUGGCUGGGAGGCCCAACACGCGGCGGGGGCUGACAGCUGCUGCUGCCCGCCGCUGGCACUGGCAGUGCUGAGCGGCAGGAGGGAAAUGGUCAAGUUGCUCUUGGACCUAGGCGCUGACCCGAACGCUUAUUGUGAGGUUGCUGAUCCUCGGGUCAAGACACGGUUGGCUCGUGAGGUUGCGGAGGCAGCAACGCAGGAGGCGGAUCGCGCGGCAGGUGCGGGGCAGGCGAUGCAGGGGCAGACGCAAGAUCUGCUGGAAAGCAGCAUCAAGCGAAUCCUUGCCCACACGGACCUUCCAACACCUGCCGCCGGCAACGCCUACACGAGCGACAACCCCACUACUACCACCACCUCCCGCACCGUAAGCAACAACAACAGCAGGAACCCCAGCAGCAGCAUCCACAACAACAGCAUAAGCCCUCCGCCUCCUCCGCCGCCGCCGCCGCUGCUACACCGGCCUCCGUCCCAGUUUGCCUCCCCGCUGCACCUGGCGGCAGGCAGCGGCCAAGCGGAGGUUGCCUUCCUCUUAAUCAGGCGGGGAGCGCUGACUGAUGGUGGCCCUGCGGCGCCGUACAAUGCGAGAUCCCCGCUGCAGGAGGCCCUAUCUUACGCCAGGACGCACCAUACAAUGACGAACGCCACAGCAAAGCGCAAGAACUGGGAGAAGUUCCACACCGCCCUCGCCGCCCUGCUGCUGCACAUUGGCGGAGGCAGCAAUAAAGACAUCAGCGGCAGCAACUGCGGCAGCUUCGACAAAACAGGUGAUGGGAGCAGCACCAGCAGCCUUCAGCACCAGCAUCCGCCGGGCUCCGCACAACAACAGCGGCUGCAACAACCCGGACACGCUGCUGCGGUUCAAUCGCUGGCACCUGCAGCCAAGCACGCAGCCCAAGCCCUAGCUCACAUGCGCGCCCGACCCAUCGCCCACCGAGACCCCGCGCUGUGGGCCGCCCACGUGCUGCUGACCCAUGGGGCGCCGUACGACCUGUACGACACACAGACGUACAUCGUACUGCGGGACGUGAUGGACAACGGCACAUGGGGCUGGCUGCUCCCCGGCGGGUCACCUUCAGCGCCCGCCUCCUCCUCUGUCCCUCCCUCCUCCUGGCUCUCCUCCUCAACGGCCAUUCAAGACCUAGCCGCCCUGGCUGCGCAUCACUCCCAGCAGCAGCUGCUGCAGCAACAGCAACAGCAACCCCAGCAGCAGCAGCAGCAACACGCCGACAGCCGCGGGCAACCCUGCCCGCGGCAGCAGUUUGCAGCACGGGCCGAGGAGUUGUACCUGGACGCGGGCUGCCGGGUACUGCACCAACUCACGUCCAGCAGCGGGAGCCGUACAACAACCACCGACUCUAACCGCUCCAACCUGUUGUUACUGGACGAGCAACGAAGCUACUUGUACGACAAAUGGCGUCCGACAGCUGUGGAGCUGGUUGGGGCGGCCCUGCGCCGUCACGUGCGGGGCUGUGAGGUUCUGCUGCGGGAGCACGUUGCGGCUCGUGCGGAGGAGCUGGUGGAGGCGGCGAAGGAGCUGGAGGGCGGUGUGGUGCUACAGGAGGAGUGCGAGGAGGGCAGGGCAGUUUCGGCGUCAGGGGCAGCAGCAGCAGCAGGGGCCCACCUCCGUGCCCGGGGUGCUGGUAUGGUUGGUAAUCGAGCAACCAAGCCCCACACUUCAUUCGUUUAUCCACGUACCUUGGCGCCUGCAACAACGCCAACACCAGCAACAACAUCAAUACCAGCAACAGCAACAGCAGCAGCAGCAACACCAACACCAGCAGCAGCAGCACAGCAACAGCCGCUAGCCGCAGCCAGCUGCAACAGACGCGGCUGCCGGUCCUGCCAGGCCGCAGCAGCGGACCGGUUGAGGGCUUGGGCAGCCGGGCUGGCAGCUGAGGAGGGCAGCUGGCGGCGAAUGGCGCUUUGGGGCUUCUCCGGCGGAUCCUUCCUAGGCGUCCCGCCGCCAACGGCCCUGGGAUCAACAACGCUGCCGCCAGCCAAGUCCCCAUCGUCAUUAGCACUACAGGAUUCGCCGCUGCCGUCGCUGGCCGUGGCCACGAAUGGAGGCGCUGUUAGCGGCGGUGACGGUAGUGGUGGAUGCAGCAGCAGCAGCAACGGAGGGUGCGAGGAGGUGUCAGAGGAGGAGUUGGUGCGGCUGUGUGAGGCGGAGCUACUUCAGCGCUUGGGGAGGCUGCAUGACACGUUGGAGCUCGAGACGGCCCUGGAGAGGCUCCAGCGCAUUAGCAGUCUGCCGGUGGAGUGGCAUCUGGGCCGGCUGCGGGCUGCAGAGCGGGACCUUGCUUGCUUGCUUGGGGUGGCGGGUGAGGGAGCAGGAGACACUGCGGGGCAGAGGGCGCCUAAAUAGGCCCCAGGUAGGGGCUGGGUGGAGUGCUGGAACCGCUGGGAAGGGACGGGCACAUGCGCGAGGGCAUGUGUGUGAGGGGGCUUGAACGGGAGCUGUUGCAGAUCGGGAGAAGUGCUGGGGCUGCUGCCAUGUGGAUUAGGGCGAGCAGGAGGGGCAGCAGAGGGGGGUGGGGAAGUGUGAGGGGGGUGAUGCAGAUAGUACGGCUGAUGAUUGGGCAAUGAACAUGCUCGUAUGGUAGAUUGGUACUGACUGGCUGCUCUGCCGUUGUGAUUUUCGUCCUUUCUUAAUACUUGACUUCACAACAGCAACUGCCAAACAAGGUCUUCCUGCUGUGAUCUACCUACCGGUAUCUUAACUUGUUUUGGAAGCAUCAAUGUUGUACGGCGACGGUUGGAGCACAUUGAUCCAGGUUCUUCUCUCUAGCAUUGUUGGUCUUCUCGUCCUUGUCUUUUGAAGUUCUUUAACUUCCUUUCAAGCACUAAAGUAGCGCUGGGGACGUUAGCGCCAUUACCGGUGUUCCCUUAGUGCUGUACAAGACUACUGGUUUAUGAAGGUUAUUGAGGCGCAGGAAUGGGAAUGUAUCCUGUUGCACCUGAUGUCCAGCCUUACCUAUUGUAUUCCCGUGAGGAUACGGUCUUCAUCCACAUGUCUUCCCUGACCUGUGUUAAUUUAUUGCUGCUGUGUAUGGCUGCUGUAUUCCUGUAUGGCGCCCUCCUUUAGGCGCCACAAACCAUCCUCAUCUCUUUAUGAACCGGUGUCGUCGUGCCUACUUAAGGCGUUCAAUGGCGCAACGGUGUGAUGGUACGUGCGACUUUGUAAAGUAGCAAAUUCAAGUACGG